Hippocampus zosterae (dwarf seahorse) is the source of this 375-nucleotide messenger RNA. Its product is annotated as dynein light chain Tctex-type 1-like. Gene Ontology annotation, biological process: microtubule-based movement. Lineage: Eukaryota; Metazoa; Chordata; Actinopteri; Syngnathiformes; Syngnathidae. The record is from RefSeq and is a predicted model, not a curated record. The transcript has a single exon. The coding region runs from base 1 to 375 and encodes 124 amino acids. Gene Ontology annotation, molecular function: dynein intermediate chain binding. Gene Ontology annotation, cellular component: cytoplasmic dynein complex; cytoplasm.
AUGGACGACAACCAAAACCAGGAGGAGUUGCUGUACACGUCGGACGAGGUGGAGCGGCUGAUCCUCGAGAGCAUCGAGCAGGUGCUGGUGGGCAAGUCCUACAGCGAGGCGGACGUGCCCAAGUGGAUCAACGCCCUCUGCGAGGACAUCAUGAAAAAGCUCAUCGAAAGCCAAAAGCCCUACAAGUACAUGAUCAACUGCCUCAUCCAGCAGAAGACGGGACAGGGGCUGAUCGCGGCCAGCUCGUCCUUCUGGGACAGCGCCAGCGACCUGGGGGUGACCGUCAUGUGGCCCAAGGACAAGCAGAUCAAAGGCGACCAGACCAAAGCCUCCAUCCAGUGCAUGGUCACCGUCUACACCCUCUCCCUCAUCUGA